Molecule: messenger RNA, 2631 nt
Organism: Eucalyptus grandis
Lineage: Eukaryota; Viridiplantae; Streptophyta; Magnoliopsida; Myrtales; Myrtaceae
Exons: 9
Coding region: 55-2253 (732 amino acids)
Molecular function (GO): protein binding
Source: RefSeq, a predicted model, not a curated record
AUAGAGAGAGAAAGAGGAGAGAGAAAGUACAGAGAGAGAGAGAGAGAGAGAGGAAUGGGGAAGAUGGUGGAGAAGAAGAGGAAGAAGAAGGGGCGGCCUUCGCUGCUGGAUCUCCAGAAGCGCAACCUCAGGCAGCAGCAGGAGGAGCAGGAGCAGCAGCAGCAGCAGCAGACCCAGAAGCACAAGCGGGAGAAUUCGGCCCCGGUCCUGCCCCCGUGGCCACGACCCCCCGCCGCCGCCGCCCCCGCCGAUCUACCCGCCGGAACCCUAUCCCCGACGGCUCCUCCCCGGCGGGGCCGCCGCCGAGGACGAGGAGGAGGAAGACGAGGACGGGGAAUUCCCCGGGAAGCGCCGCGAGAAGAAGCUCAAGCUCGUCCUCAAGCUGCCCGCCGCGGGCCAGCAGGAGGGGUCGCCGGCGCCGGCGCCGGCGCAGGGCGCGGCGGGGCCCGUGGGGUCGAGCGCGGAGGAGGAGGAGGUGGGGGCCGGUUCGGGGGUAGUAAGAGGAAGCGCAAGAUCAGAGAGAUCGGGGACGUGUCCGGGGCCGCCGACGGCGAAAAGGGAGAGAAACCUCUUUCCGGGUCGAAAUCCAUGGCUAACCAGCAAGGGUCUCAGAUGGAUUCGGGACCUUCAACGCCUUUGCCUGAUAAAAAGCUUCUUCUCUUUGUACUCGACAGGCUUCAAAAGAAGGACACUUAUGCUGUGUUUUCUGACCCGGUGGACCCCAAGGAACUCCCUGAUUACCAUGAAGUCAUAGAGCAUCCAAUGGAUUUCGGAACUGUGCGGAAGAAACUUACUGGGGGAGCGUAUGCCAACUUGGAACAAUUUGAGAAAGAUGUUUUCUUGAUUUGUUCGAAUGCAAUGCAGUAUAAUGCCCCCGACACGAUCUAUUUUCGACAGGCUCGUGCUAUACAAGAGCUGGCGAAAAAGAAUUUUGAGAAUCUGAGGCAAGAUAGCGAUGACAACGAACCUGAGCAAAAGGUAGUGAGAAGAGGCAGACCACCAACCAAAAAUUUGAAGAGGCCAGUGGGAAGGCCACCCUUGGACCGUGCUGGUCCAGAAUUUUCUUCUGAUGCAACUCUUGCAACUGGAGGAGAUAACACAACAUCAUCAACAUAUGAUCUCAGAAAGGGACCAUCUUAUGCCGGCAAAUAUGGUCCAAUCAAUUCGUCAGGACGACUUCAUUAUGGCUCUCGCAAUAAUGAUAUUUAUGCAAGUCCAUUUUUGGAGAAGAGACAUGAUAGGAAUGAUGAAUAUGCAGGUUUCCUAUAUAAGGGCUAUUCAGCAAAACAUGACAAGAAGCAAGCUAUAUCCAUUGAGAACAGGCGUAAUACAUAUAGCCAGUUCCAUCCAUCUGCAUGUGGACGUGAGCCUUCCGUCCUGACUACAUUCAGCAGGGAGAGGAAGCAGCUAAUGGCUGUGGGGCUACACCCAGAUCACAGUUAUGCUAGAAGCCUAGCUCGUUUUGCAGCUAAUCUGGGACCAGUUGCCUGGAAAGUUGCUUCAAAGAAGAUAGAAAGGUCCUUGCCCGCUGGUGUAAAGUUUGGCCCUGGGUGGGUUGGUGAGAAUGACAUCUUACCACUGAGACGGGUACUUGGUCCUUUCCCUGCCCCUGCCAGUUUGUCUCCUAGAGCUGUUCAGUGUGGCGCUGAAUUGAAAGAUAAUAUACUGGAGAAUCAGCAAAGAGCGAGUUUACCCGAGACUGCUGUACCCUCGCUUCCCCAUUCUGAGGAAUCUGCAGAAGUUCAGUUAGACAAGGUGGAAAAUACUGAGGGGUUGAGCUCUGCUUCUGAGCCAAAUGCCUCAAAAAGCGGGAGUAGCUUAAAUGUACUGAGGCCUCCCUUUCAGACUACUCAGAGCUCCACAGGGCUAGGCAUUAAUGGGAUUAAUGGUGUGUCAAAGAUUAAUCUUGCAGCUCAUAUGGGGAAAUUAAUUGGAGUGACUAGGGCCGAUGGAUUCAACUUCCGAUCCCCUCGUUUGCUGGACCCAAGUUCCAGGACGGGUACGAAUUCUGUUGCUCCAGGAUCUGCCCAGAACUUAAAUGUGGAAGAUCCUAGAACCCCAGGAGAGACCGUGGGGCUUCAUCGCGGUCCUCCUUCAAAUGAAUCAUCACAACAAAAACCCAACUCAGAAUUGUCGCAACAACAGAGACCAGGCUCUCUGCCACCUGAUUUAAACUUUGGGUUCCAGUCAUCUAGCUCCCCUACUUCCGGUAAGCCCGAGAAGGAAAAACCAGAUUUAGCUUUGCAGCUCUGAGAAUAUAGGGUUAGUGAAUUUGUUUCUUCUUCUUUUUCUCUUUGAUUAAUUAACCUUAGGAAGAUGAAGUGGGGAUUCACAUGACCCCACAGGGCCAAUUAAGGGUCCUGUAUGUGAAUCCAGGCCAGGGCUACAGUCUGAUCUUGACCUGAUGUUGUAAAAGAGUAGGUCUUAUUCUUGUAUAGAUAGAGAGAUUCAUGAGCCCUGAUCCUUUAGGGCGACUAGUAAAGCAGGGGUCUGAAUUUGUAACACUAGAAGCCAUAAUUUACCCUGAGGAUUAUAGUUUCUUGGAGACUCUGUAGCCGUGUAGAAUAUGCUUAUUUGCAUUUGUAAUCAUUAUUGAAGGCACGACCCAAUAGAAAUUUCCUUCCCAAUGCA